Penicillium atrosanguineum is the source of this 2451-nucleotide messenger RNA. RefSeq lists its product as uncharacterized. The transcript is spliced from 2 exons. Lineage: Eukaryota; Fungi; Ascomycota; Eurotiomycetes; Eurotiales; Aspergillaceae. The record is from RefSeq and is a predicted model, not a curated record. The coding region runs from base 1 to 2451 and encodes 816 amino acids.
AUGAGUGCCGACGAAGGCGGAGAUACAACGCCGAUGCCAGCCACAAACGGCGAGCCCCAUCCGGAUUCGAAUGUGGCCGCGACUCCUGGGAAAAGGAAGCGUUCUACCCAAGAAGAGAAGUCAGGCGCAGAUUCCAAUGCCACCACAGCGCGCGAAAGGGCAAAUCUUCACGAGAACUUGCGGAGCCUCGUUGACCUGCUUUUGAAGCAUGACACCGAACUACAGCUACUCUCAUGUCACUUCCCAAACUCCGGAGCAAAGCCCCGAGCGAAGCGCGCCAAGGUUUCGAGUGACCAGGAAACCUCCAACAUUCAAAAUCGGGUCGAAUCGGACCGCUACAGUACCCUGCAAGAGUUCUUGGCCGAUAUUGAAAGGGCCUCUGCCGCUGUGAUCGAACGCAACCAGAACCAGGCACAUGGCACUAAGACCGACGGCGCACCUCUGACUGAAGUCGUCAACCGUAUCGCAGCGUUCAAAAAACACAUGAACAGCUUGAUCGGCCAAUCAUUCGUCAACCAGCCCGAGGUCAAGAUCGAGUUGUCAGACGACGAGGACAAUGAUCAGAUUCAUUCGACCGUGUCUCAUGUUGGUGCACGCGAAGACAGACAGGCGCUGACUCUGUUUGGCGGAGGCCAGUCAAAUCCGAAGCAGCUGUUUUCAAGUCUGCAGAAGUCGGUUCAAGUGCCUUUACAGUCUUCUGGGUCUGAUGAGCAAAAGUUUGUUGAAGUACACGAGGAACUUCGCGAGGGCGCCUUGCCGAAUGGCAUCGCGGCUUCCAAGGUGGUUCCUUAUAACUUGAACGCCACAAUGCCCCCAAAGAGAACAUUUGGAGAAGUUUUUGGCCCUCGCCCAGGAUUCCCCCCACUGCGCCCUCCGCAAAAACAUGAUUACCAGAGCACCUCGGUAUCCUGGAUCGACCCGUUCGAUGCUGUUUUCGACCCCAAGUCGUUCUUCGGCGAACGCAACAACUACUGCCUUUCCUCGCUUCCUUCUGGCCAAUGGCUGCAAUACGGUGGAGUCACAUCAUCUCCCGCCUUCUGGUCUCGUGUCGAAAAGAACCAUGCCGAGGUCAGGCCGAAGCAUGGCGACCCUGCACUCUGGACUGGUGAUGACUCUUCUCUUCUCCAGGGAGUCUACUCUUCGUUUGCACCCUCAUUCGACAGCUCUGGUGCAGUCCUGGAGGCCGAUUCGAAGGAUAUGGUGUGGUGGGAGAAACGGGGCUCAAAGCGCUUGCGCACCCUCCUCUCUCUACCAUAUCAAGAUCCAGAGGAGGAAGCUACCUCCGUGGAACCGGGCAGCAUUGGUGAUCUCGACGAUGCCGCGCUCGAGGAGAUGAUGAAGGCUUGCGACACUCAGGACUUUUCUUAUGACUUCGAUCAAGAAUACCCGAGCAAAGAGGAUCCGGAGAGCAGGGAUUCUCAAGAGAUGCUCCAAGAGAUCUCCGAAAUGCUGGACACCUUGAGUUCGUACCAGAGAAUCCGUAACCUUAUCGACCCCUUCGAAGGCGAGAAGGAGGAGUCAGAUGAGACACCCGCUCCAGAGUUUGGCACUCCCGAGAACCCGUCGGAUACUGAAAGAGCUGUUUACGAGCAUUUGAAGACGACCCUUAUCUCCAUCAUCGGCAGCCUGCCUCCAUAUGCCAUUGCAAAAUUGGACGGUGAUCAGUUAGCAGAUUUGAACGUCAGCCAGAAGAUUCUCAUAGAGAAUCCAGACUACAGUGGUACUAUGGAGAGGGAUGACUAUACAUUGCACCAAGAACGAGUGGCGUCGAUGGCAGCUGCAUCAAAUGCUGCCAAUCGAACAUCCACGCCUGCCGCGGCACGACCUGGCAGUUUCUCGACGCCACAAACCGCUUAUAACCAGCGUCCUUUUGCAUCCAAUGCUCGUGUCCCUCAAUCACAAGGAGGUUUCCAAGUGCCGCAGAGUGCGCGUCAGCCCUCUGCCUCGGGCUCCUUUACACCUGGAUAUACUGCUGGUCGCCCACCAAGCACUCCCUCCCAACGCCCUGGCUACACUCCGCAGCAGCAGUAUUCGCAGGCGAACUCGCAAUAUAGUCAGGCCAAUAAUGUGCCGCAGUUCCAACGUCCGGUGCAAAACGGUUACUCUGCCCAACAGAGCCAGUCUCCCCAGCCUUAUACCCCACGACCCGGGCAACCCGGAUAUAAUGCCACCCCACAAGGCCGCACUCCGUAUGCCAACGCAGGCCAACGGCAACCGUACACAACUCAGAUUCCUUCACAGGGUGGCUACUCAAACUCCACUUCCGCUGCAACCUACGCACGCAGCGCUGCUGAACAAGCCGCGCUAAUGGACCGUAACAAGGCCCAGCUUGCUGUUCAACAAAGUCGUCAGAGCCCGUCAACACCACAGCCGGGCCUUGAGGCCCGUCAAUCGCAAGAGGGCAGCUUGACCCCAGGCAGCAGACAAAACGGCACACCCGUCGCGUCAUAA